AGCAAGAGGAUCAGAAAACGCCAAAACCCACUGCCCACCACGCCGCAUUUUUCUCGCGCACAUAUUUUCUUUUUCUUGGCCAUUUCUUUCUCCUUCUGUUCUCUUCAUUUCUCUCCUCUUUCUGUCUUUAUUUCUACAGAGGAGAAAAAGCGCAAAAGGAAAUAAAGAAAUGUCGAAACUAAAAGCACUCACUAACUCGCUCGUGACUCAGAACCAAUUCGUCGACUCACUUACAGCUCAUAUAUCUCUUUACCAUUCCAAGUCUCUCCCUUUAAAUACAAGUCCAAAUCCAAAUCCAAGGUCUUCAAUUCUAAAAUGGUUCUCAUCCCUCACCGUCCAUCAACGCCAAGCUCAUCUCACAACCGUCGAUUUCAAAUUCGUACAGCUCGUAAUUCAAAUGCUAGGCAAACUCCGUACACAAGGUCACGGCCGUUUCAUAAUUCUCCCUGACCUCCCCGUAAGUGACCUCCCUAGCCUCUGUUAUAAAAAGUCACGUGGCCUUUUAUCUCGUGAUGCCGAGUCAAACGAGUCAGAACGGUUAAUUUUUGAGUCUAUUCGGCUUUUUGGUUCGAGAGAAGGCGAGGAAUCAACUUCCUGUUCGAUUAAGUGUCUAGAUUCGUUGACUGUGAGUGAGGACUUGAUUGGAAACGUGGAUAAGUUUGUUGAGACAAUGGACAGGGUUUCGAAUGGAGAAUUCUUAAGAGGAGAAGAUAGUGAAUUAGGAUCUGAUUGGGUAGAAUUGGAUUGGCUUAAAGCUAAAGGUUAUUAUAGCAUCGAAGCUUUUGUGGCAAAUAGGUUAGAGGUGGCACUGAGAUUAGCAUGGUUGAAUUGUGGUAAUGGUAAAAAAAGAGGGGUGAAAGUGAAAGAGAAAGUUAAUGCUGCAGGUGCUGCUGCAAAUGUAUUUUUGAGAAAGAAAGGAUGUGUUGAUUGGUGGCUUAAUUUGGAUGCUGAAACUAGGAGGAAAUUUUUCACUGUGGUGCUUGGGAAAGCUGCAAAUUCAUUGACUCGUGAGAUUGUGAAGGGGGCGGGUGCUGCUCUACAGGAUGAGAUGUGGUUAUUCAGAGCAGGAGCAGAACAACCAUUGAGGUAUAUUUAUGCUGAACCACUGCGACAUACUACCCUAAAGCUCUCGGCUGAUGCAGAGUUUGGUUCACCUAUCACAUUUGCUUCUCUAUCUGGAAAGGCUGCUUCUCUGGUCAAUCUGUUUAAUUGUUUAUUCGUGAUUCAGGAUAUUGUUGCUUUAAUUUUACCAGGUCAACAUAGGGAGUAUGAUGUGUCAAAGAUAUUUUUUAGCACAUUGAGGUCUGUCAGUAGCAUUUCUGAUUGCAUACUAAGAAAACUACGGGGACUUGUCAUGGUUAUUUCACUUGAUUGCACAAAGCUGGAACUUCUUGGAGAGGGAAAUAUGAAGCAUUUAACCAGUAAACAAAAGGAAAAGCCUAAUACAGGUAGUCGUAGGAAGAAAGCGAAGACUCAUAACAUGAAAAAGCCAGAAUCUGCUCCAGAUAUAGUUGUGAAUGAGGCUUACAUCAACAAACCUCUGAAGAAUCUUGAGUACACAUUUGCUCAUUCUCAGAAGAUCAGGUCAACGGAGUUCAAUGAGACACCUGGUAUACCUCAUGGAAAGGAAGUACAAGGACACAUAUCGUCAGCAGUUGAAAUGGAACACUCCCAAGGAUUGGUUCUUGCAAAAGGACGAACUGCUGCAAGGAAGAAUAGGAGAGGGAGAAAUAAAAAUAAAAAUAGAAACUCUAGCCUUAACGAUCCGGUUGACAUAAGAAACUCUGAAAGAUCAGUUGCAGAAGCACCUUGUGUGCCUGUUAUCUCUUCAGAUGAGGCAGCAAUGCUUGGCAGAGCAUCAGAUGAUUUAGCCAUUCAGAAUGUAUUCAGUGAUGAUUUAGUUGAAAGUGCGAACUUUACAUUAAAUACGAGUUUCUGUGGUUGUGUUACUGAGCCCAGAAAGGAGGGUAUUGAUGCCAAGAGAGUCCAAGGUCGUGUUGUUGGGUGCAACGGAGGCACCUGUUCUAUAAACUCAGAGUGUAAGCAGACCUCAAAUGUUAUGAUCGAGGACAGAACUAUUUCAUCAAGAGCAGAAGGAGUAAACUUUAAGAUGGAGGAUAAAGUAAUAUCUCAUGCAGUGCAGACGCCAGAACUUGACACUGUUUCCAGCAAUGAAGACAUCAAAUUUAGGAAUGAAGAAACCAAGGGAAAAUCAAAUUUUUCCUACAGAACAGUCAGAAACAUUAAUGUAAAAGAAGGAUCUACUCUAAUUAAGAAUAAAAUUCUUAAUGAGGCCAGGUCGACAAACCUUUCAGAAUAUAUUUCAUAUGAGUGGCCUAGUUUAGCUCCUGUCUACUUUCCUUCUAUUACUUCACAUCUUCUGCCUGCCGCUGAUAGAUUGCAUCUGGAUGUUGGUCGCAACUGGCAUAGUCACAUUCGCCAACCUUUUGUUCCCACAGUUCACCAGGCAAGGACUUCUCCCAUUGAAAGUGGGUACAACCGAACACUGUCUCGACCAUUGCCAAUGAGUUUAGAUUGGCCCCCAAUGGUUAGGAGCAUUUCUGGAUUAGCUCCAUCCAUGACUUGCAAUUAUGAUUCUGGAUUUAUCUCAAGAUUGCAGACUGCAUUUCACCCGAGUUUCACUGCUCAUAACAUGCAAGUUACUGCAAAGACUAACGAUGAUGAGAGAAGGUAUUCUGGGGAUUUUAUAGAUACACCUGAAUCAGCAAAUGCAGAGGAACCAAUGGCUGAAUAUGAAAGUCACUGUAUAUCAGAGGAAGAAAUGGAAAUGCAUGCAGUUUCCGGGAUAGAUUAUAAUCAGUACUUUGGGGGCGGUGUAAUGUAUUGGAAUCCUUCUGAUUAUCCGGGGACUGGUUUCUCUCGACCUCCUUCCCUUAGUUCUGAUGAUAGCACAUGGGCUUGGCAUGAAGACAUGAAUAGAGCAGUUGAUGACAUGGUUGCCUUCUCUUCUUCUUAUAGUACAAAUGGUUUGGCUUCGCCAACUGCUGCUUCAUUUUGUUCUCCUUUUGAUCCUAUAGGAUCUGGACACCAGGCACUUGGUUAUGUUGUCCCAGGAAAUGAAUUAACUGGCAAGGUGCUACAAUCUUCAUCAACAGUGACAGACACAGCUGCACUGGAGGAGCUGACUGGAUCUCUGGCUAACGUAUCAGGUGAUGUUGAAGGGAAAGCGGGAGAUUCACUUCCUUACCCCAUUUUACCUCCUAUCAUCAUUCCAAAUAUCUCAAGGGAAAAAUCGAGAUCUGAUUUUAAGCGCAGUCAUGAUCAUAAAAGCCCAUGUGUUCCUCCUUCUAGGCGGGAACGUCCUCGGAUAAAAAGACCACCAUCACCUGUAGUGCUUUGUGUUCCACGGGCUCCACAUCCACCGCCACCUUCUCCUGUGAGCAACUCCAGAAAACAGCGUGGUUUUCCCACUGUGAGGUCAGGUAGCUCCAGCCCAAGGCAUUGGAGUAUGAGAGGUUGGUAUGAAAGAACUAAUUCUGAGGAAGCUUACAUGCAUAUGGAUGGCACUGAAGUUGUUUGGCCUUCUUGGAGGAACAAAAAUCUCUCAACUCAUCCAAUGAUUCAGCCUCUCCCAGGAGGUCUACUGCAAGAUCAUCUGAUUGCAAUGUCCCAGCUAGCACGUGAUCAAGAACAUCCAGAUGUGUCAUUUCCACUUCAACCACCUGAGUUGCAUAACUGUCCAGCAAGAAAGGCAUCUCUUUCUUUGAUGCAUAGCCUCCUUCACGAUGAAAUUGACUUUUUCUGCAAGAAGGUUGCUGCAGAAAAUAUGGAUCGGAAGCCUUUCAUUAAUUGGGCUGUCAAGCGGGUUACCCGGUCUCUCCAGGUCCUAUGGCCCAGGUCCAGAACAAACGUCUAUGGAUCAAAUGCAACUGGGUUGUCCCUUCCGACAAGUGAUGUUGACCUUGUGGUUUGUUUGCCUCCAGUAAGAAACUUGGAACCUAUCAAGGAAGCUGGAAUUUUGGAGGGCCGUAAUGGUAUUAAAGAAACUUGUCUACAGCACGCAGCCAGAUAUCUUGCCAACCAGGAGUGGGUGAAAAAUGAUUCGUUGAAGACUGUGGAAAAUACAGCUAUACCAAUUAUUAUGCUUGUAGUGGAGGUUCCCAGUGAUCUGAUUAUAUCUGCUACUUCUAAUAUACAAUCAACAAAGGAUGAGCCGACUCGUAUGACUGCUGAAAAUGAAAACUGUGUUAACUCUGAUAUUGUCAUCUCAGAAGAGUCAAGUUCGCCAAAGUGCUUGCAAGUUAAUCAUGAUAGUCGGAAGGAUGUCAAAUCAAUUCGUCUUGACAUCAGCUUCAAGUCUCCAUCACACACAGGGCUUCAAACUACUGAAUUGGUAAAAGAACUUACCGAACAGUUUCCAGCUGCAACACCUCUUGCUUUGGUACUUAAACAGUUCUUGGCAGAUCGUAGCCUUGAUCAGUCUUACUCUGGUGGCUUAAGUUCAUAUUGCUUGGUACUAUUAAUUACACGUUUUCUGCAGCAUGAGCAUCAUCUUGGCCGGCCUAUCAACCAAAACUGGGGAAGCCUUCUGAUGGAUUUUCUUUAUUUUUUUGGGAAUGUGUUUGAUCCUCGCCAAAUGCGUAUCUCGGUGCAGGGAAGUGGAAUAUAUAUAAACAGGGAAAGAGGUUAUAGCAUCGAUCCAAUACACAUUGAUGAUCCUCUUUUCCCAACAAAUAAUGUAGGGAGGAACUGCUUCCGUAUACAUCAGUGUAUCAAGGCAUUUUCAGAAGCUUAUUCUGUUUUGGAGAAUGAGCUGACCUCCUUUCCUUCUGAGGCUGAUGCAUGCUCAAGGUCACCAUACAGACUGCUUCCUAAACUUAUUCCAAGUAUUAAUUCAUCAGCGGGAUUUUAAUUGCCUGCAAUGUACUAAUCUGUUUGGAAGAUAAAAGAGGGGCAUUACAUGAAGGGAAAUUUUACAACUGUAUUGCAGUUUUGUAUUCAAGUUGAUUCAGGAUUAAGAAAUUGUAGAGAUGUAAGCAGGCUGCUUUGGAUGUCUGAAGAACAUGCUGAAACUUGAAAGAUGGAAAUAUCUGGCAGACGAUUGUGCCUCCAAGUUCUUGGUUUGACCUGACAUAAGCUGAGCUAUAUAUCUGUGACAGCCUAUCUGUGGAGCCAUUGUGUUCGGAUGGGAAUAUCUGCCCGAGGAUUGUACCUCCAAAGUUAUUGGUUUGACCUGACAAAUUAUAGCUGCUUGCAUCUUUCAGAAAGCAGUAUGUGUCUGCUUGAGUCCAUCUGUGGAGCCCUUGUGGAAGCACUGCAUCUUGCUACAGCUGUUAUUUUCUGCAGAAAUUUACUCAAUUUUCCUGCCAAUUUCGGAUUGGGUUUAUUAUAGAGCUGCUGCAGAGUUCUUGCUUUGUUGAGUUGGAGGGGACGUGGCUUUUUCUACCUCCUGGAUAUGAGGCUAUUAGGGCAAGAAAGGUAAAGAGAAAAUGGCUAACAGCAAAAGCAAGUUGCAGCCAACUGGACAAAGCAAGUCUUUUUCUGGUGCAUCCUACUUUCUUAUUCCCGUCUGUACUUGUGAUGAAGGUAUGGUAUAGUACAUAUGGGUUGAAGGCUGUUUAACUUAUUAUCCUUUAUGCACUGGUUUUGCUCUUCGUUUGGAUCGUCAGUUACAGGUUAGCAUUCUGUCAUCAAGAUGAACAGCUUGAACAUGUAGGAGAUCACAGAUGGGACUGGGUUUUGUUACUGUGACAGAUAGAUGAAAAUUAGACCAUCGAAUUUGCCACUUGCAAUAAUCGUCUGGUACAAUCCAGUUGAUUCAAACUGCUCAGUGGAAAGGAAUAUAAUGAUGUCUGCUUAACGGCGUUGUUGUUUAGAUAGAAUUAUUACGUUUGUAAUUUCUUUUUUCUAACUUAAAGAGGAAUUUUGUAAUUAAUGCUAUGCUUCUAAAUACUCCAAAGAGUUAUUCUACUGUUUAUACCAAGCACACAGCAACAACAUUUCCCGAGAA
This is a messenger RNA of Ricinus communis (castor bean), 5971 nucleotides long. RefSeq lists its product as uncharacterized. Gene Ontology annotation, molecular function: mRNA binding; poly(A) RNA polymerase activity. The transcript has 20 exons. Gene Ontology annotation, biological process: RNA 3'-end processing. Bases 170 to 4873 code for a protein of 1567 amino acids. The record is from RefSeq and is a predicted model, not a curated record. Gene Ontology annotation, cellular component: nucleolus; TRAMP complex. NCBI's taxonomy places the organism in Eukaryota, Viridiplantae, Streptophyta, Magnoliopsida, Malpighiales, Euphorbiaceae.